UAAAUUGCUACUACAGUAGUACAGUAACAUUUAAACAACUAGUAUGAAUUGCACGGUUUUAUUGUCCUUUUAAACAUAAUACGUUCUAAUAUUUUUUAACGUAUUGUCAAUGUGACGAUAUAAUUAUAGAAAUCUACAACAGAGAGACAUAAACCCACGUGAGGACCUGUUAGCAGUCGUGUAGCGAUUUCUUGUUAUUUUUAAAAGUUAAGAAUUUAAGCAUUGGGGCGCAGCCAUUUGCGAUUUAUAAAACAUGCAUGGUUCUCUGCGAAGUAGAAUUUGGCACUAAUGACUUGUUCUUAAUGUGAAAAUAACUUUGAUGUGGUUGUGGUGCACGUCGAGACAAAUGAGCUGUUGCACUGUGAUUUGUACUGUGGAGUUUGUUAACUCAUUUUACUGAAGGACAUGGGUGAUGUGACACAAUUCUGGACUGCUCAACAUACCACGUCCCAAUACUUCUUGGAAGGGUCACCACUAUGUCCAAAUUUCUGCAAGAUGCAAGCUUCACCAAGGAUUCUAACACUGGUAGCGUUGGAAGAAAGCAAUGGGGAUUAUGGGUAACUGGAGUGGUAGGAGGGACAUUGAUAGCACUUUAUGCUGUGGCCACCCCAUUUGUAAUUCCAGCCCUCAGGAAGAUCUGCUUGCCCUUUGUUCCAGCAACUCCAGCUCAGAUUGAAAAUGUACUAAAGAUGCUACAGUCAAGAACAGGAUCACUUGUCGACAUUGGAAGUGGUGAUGGGCGAAUAGUGAUUGCAGCAGCAAAGCAAGGCUACAGAGCCGUUGGCUAUGAGCUGAACCCAUGGCUGGUGUGGUAUUCUAGAUAUAGGGCCUGGAGGGAGGGAGUGCAUCACAACACCAGAUUUCAUAUAGCAGAUUUAUGGAAGGUCAAUUUUUCUCAGUAUACUAAUGUUGUUAUCUUUGGAGUUCCACAGAUGAUGCCUCAGUUGGAAGACAAACUUCUAAGUGAACUACAGAUCACAGCCAAAGUCAUUGCCUGCCGUUUCCCCUUUCCCACGUGGGCACCUGAUCACAUGACUGGAGAGGGGAUUGAUACUGUGUGGGCAUAUGAUGCAAAAUCAUUUCAAAAUGGACACUUUCCCAGCCGCAGCCGAGGCACAGAGACCCUAUAAUCAAAACACACAGUGAUGCAGAACUGGGAGCGAGGCAUUUCAGUUUGUAAAUAAAGAUGAUCUUCUUUGUCCAAGGGAUUUGUUUUGGUGAAUUAUAUUUACCCAAUGGCUCUGUGAAUUGAAAUGCUCUCAAUGAAAGAAAUUAAAAAAAACAGAAAGCUCUAUAUGGGGCUACUCACCGGUGUUAACAAAGAAUGGAGAACAGUAAGUGCUGUUUUGGCAUUUAGUGUUCUUGAAGUCCUUCAAAAAUACAGCCUGAGGUGCAAAUGUGUGUGAAAUAUUUAUUUUGUCCAAAUAUUUAUUUUGUCGAUCGAUCCAACCAAGGUGCAGGUUCUUCAAUGUACAAAAGUUAUUCCCACAGCCACAUCAUAAGCAUGGGUACUGCUGAAAAGGCUCUUAGUGUGACACUGAACUGUUGAAAAUCAGACAAAUGCCAAGUUGUUUACUUUAAAUUAUAAAUGAAAAUAUGAGAAAUGAAAGAGUUCCUGUGGGGAGGCGCGCAUUAUGUUA
Acipenser ruthenus (sterlet) is the source of this 1640-nucleotide messenger RNA. Its product is annotated as ATP synthase subunit C lysine N-methyltransferase-like. Gene Ontology annotation, biological process: peptidyl-lysine trimethylation; regulation of mitochondrial ATP synthesis coupled proton transport; positive regulation of proton-transporting ATP synthase activity, rotational mechanism. NCBI's taxonomy places the organism in Eukaryota, Metazoa, Chordata, Actinopteri, Acipenseriformes, Acipenseridae. Gene Ontology annotation, cellular component: mitochondrion. Bases 477 to 1130 code for a protein of 217 amino acids. The record is from RefSeq and is a predicted model, not a curated record. The transcript is spliced from 6 exons. Gene Ontology annotation, molecular function: protein-lysine N-methyltransferase activity.